Cannabis sativa is the source of this 702-nucleotide messenger RNA. RefSeq lists its product as uncharacterized. The transcript has a single exon. The record is from RefSeq and is a predicted model, not a curated record. NCBI's taxonomy places the organism in Eukaryota, Viridiplantae, Streptophyta, Magnoliopsida, Rosales, Cannabaceae. The coding region runs from base 1 to 702 and encodes 233 amino acids.
AUGAAUGAUCCUUUACUGAUAAUUGGGGAUUUGAACGGUACACUUCAAGAUUCUGAAUGUCUAAAUUAUGUCAAUUCUAGUAACUCAUCUCGGUAUGCUUUUGAUCUGCGGCGUAUGGUGAAUAGAGUGGGUCUUGUGGACCUAGGAUAUCAAGGUCCGGGUUUCACUUGGGUUAAGGGAUCUAGCCGUAGUAUGAAUACUGGAAGAAACUACAUCAAAAGGGCAAGACUUGAUAGAGGACUGGCCACGACAGAUUGGAGAAUUCAGUUCCCCAAUGCUAUAGUAGAACACCUUUCGGCCGCAGUCUCCGAUCAUAGGCCGAUCCUACUCGAUACUACUGGUGGAAUUCGAUGUCGAAGCAGGCUUUUCAAGUAUGAAAAUAUGUGGGCUCGGGACAAACGUUGCUUUUGGGUGGUCAAAGAGGCUUGGGCUAAGCGCCUUCACCAUAAUCCUCUUGUUAAUUUCCACAGAAAAGUCAAGCAAACAAGCCAGAAACUCAACUACUGGAAUAAGACACAAUUCAGAAAUAUACAAAAUCAAGUUUCCCUAAAAAGAGCAGCCCUGCAAGAAGUGGAGAACCGACACCAAGACGAUCUUCUCGCCAUCGAUUUGGCAAAAAAUGAUCUAAACGAAGCUCUCCUUAGGGAAGAGAUUCACUGGAAGCAGAAAUCAAGGGUUCAGUGGCUGCAAUGUGAUAUCUAA